CCUCUCUUUCUCUCUCUAAAAACCUUAGCUUUAUCGAAAUUCAUGAAUUCUGGUGGCGGCCCUGAAGAGCAUGGGCAGUAGCUUCCCCGCUCUCCCCGCGAAGCGCCGCCCCUUGCCCCUGCCCUCGGCAGCCAUGCCCGACCCCACCCCCAGCCUCCCCGCCGCCGCCGCCGCCGCCGCGAACGGCCCGUCCUCCAAGCGGUCGAGGGCCCCUCCCCAGCCCCUCUCCGUGCCGCCCGGCCACGCCGCGUUCCGGCUUCUCUGCCACGCGUCCCGCAUCGGCGGGGUCAUCGGCAAGUCCGGCGCCACCAUCAAGCACCUCCAGCAGUCGACCGGGGCGAGGAUUCGGGUGGAGGACGCGCCCCAGGAGUCGCCCGACCGGGUCAUCACCGUGAUCGCCCCGAGCGCGGUUUCCGCCAGAAUCUCGGUCUCGCUCGACGGCGGCGGCGGCGAGAGUCGUGACGAGAGCCCCGGGGCGAGCGACGGCGACGGCGAUGUCGAGGGCGGCGAGGUGGAGGUGUCCAGAGCGCAGGAGGCGCUGGUGAGGGUUUUCGAGAGGAUCCUGGAGGUCGCGGCGGAGAGCAACGGGGCUGCCGUGGGAGUCGGGGUGGUUUCCUGCAGGGUUUUGGCGGGGAAGAGCCAGGCCGGGUCGGUGAUCGGUAAAGGAGGGAAGACGGUGGAGAAGAUAAGGAAGGAGAGUGGCUGCAAGAUUAGGGUUUUGACCGAGCAGCUGCCCGCGUGUGCUGCUGCCGGCGAAGAGAUGAUAGAGAUCGAAGGGGAGGUUCAUGGAGUAAGGAAGGCACUUGUUGCAGUCUCUGGCCGCCUUCAAGAAUGUCCACCGGCUGAUAAGAUACCUGACAAGUCUCGGACAACUGGUGGCAGAACUCUUGAUUCUUUGUCCCUCCAGACUUUGCCUGACUUUCAUGUAGAUCUUCCUCAGCGGAACCCAGUGUUCCCCGCAAUGCCAAGUGGAGCAGUUAGUUAUGGUGCAGGAGUUCAUCCUUUGGCUGUUGAAGUGGACAGGGCCCCUACCAUCGAAGCAAAAGCACUUCAGCAAGAAGUUAGCUACAGAAUUCUUUGCUCCAAUGACAGGGUUGGGGGUGUCAUUGGAAGGGGGGGCUCCAUUGUUAAGGCUCUUCAGAAUGAAUCAGGUGCUUCGAUAAGUGUUGGACCUACUGUAGAUGAGUGUGAUGAGCGACUAAUAACUAUUACGGCUUCUGAGAAUCCCGAAUCACGCUACUCACCUGCACAAAAGGCUGUUGUUCUUGUUUUCACGAGGUCAAUUGAAGCUGGCGCUGAAAAGGGUCUGGAUUCUGGCUCAAGUAAGGGUUCUCCUGUUACUGCUCGUCUUGUAGUCCCAUCGAACCUAGUUGGUUGCUUGCUGGGAAAAGGAGGCUCUAUAGUUUCAGAAACACGGAGGGUAACAGGGACUAACAUUUGGAUAAUGGUGGGUGACCAGGUCCCUAAGUGUGCUUCAGAGGAUGAUGAAGUGGUACAGAUUUCAGGGGAGUUUUCUAACGUUCAAAAUGCGUUAUACAAUAUAACUGGUAGACUGCGAGAUAACAUUCGUCCCAGCUCAUCGAACAAUUUGGAAAGCAGGGUGGCUUCCUCUGUUUUGGCAGAGACUAGUCCUUAUGGAAGACUAAAGGAUCCUGUUGCUCUGGGUUUGGACACAUCACCAGGUAUUUCUCCAGGUCUUAGCAGAUACACAACUUUGACACCUAGUACAGAUCAACUUGGAUUAAGGCAUCAUCUUGAUCGUCCUUCCCCACCAAGGAUGUGGACAUCACAGGGAGUUGCUGGAGUUCCACAAAGGAGCAUCUCAGAUGGUGGCAGAGGUUUGACAUCACUAAGAAGUGGUACAGAACUUGGCAGUGGGAAUAAAUCAGCUAUUGUGACAAACACUUCGGUCGAGAUCGUCGUACCUGAAAAUGUCAUGCACUGUGUGUAUGGGGAGAAUGGUAGCAAUUUGACUAGACUGAGACAGGCCAAUUAUAUUCUUGCCCGAUUCUAUGUGCCCUUGUUACUCCCUGAACUCGAGUUGACUGAAACCCUGGGAUAUAUGACUAUCUUAUCUCAACUGGUGUUUGAUACUUCUGUUUGUUUCUGUUCGGCAUUUGAUUAGUUGGCCUAAAAAUUUAUAGACUACACUUUUGUUUUGAAUGCAAAUAGGGUGAAGAAAUCAAAUUUAAGAUCUUUUAGGUUGCCGAACUUCCGUUCCUACAUCUUUUGACUAUCCAUGUAUAGCAUGUUGGAAACUAUGGAAAUUUUUUAAUUGGUUCA
This is a messenger RNA of Syzygium oleosum, 2283 nucleotides long. RefSeq names its product KH domain-containing protein HEN4-like. Gene Ontology annotation, cellular component: cytoplasm; nucleus. The record is from RefSeq and is a predicted model, not a curated record. The coding region runs from base 71 to 2125 and encodes 684 amino acids. Gene Ontology annotation, biological process: regulation of gene expression. NCBI's taxonomy places the organism in Eukaryota, Viridiplantae, Streptophyta, Magnoliopsida, Myrtales, Myrtaceae. The transcript has 7 exons. Gene Ontology annotation, molecular function: mRNA binding.